Protopolystoma xenopodis is the source of this 720-nucleotide messenger RNA. The record is from the annotation of a GenBank genome assembly. NCBI's taxonomy places the organism in Eukaryota, Metazoa, Platyhelminthes, Monogenea, Polystomatidea, Polystomatidae.
UUGGCGUUUUCGGCGCCGGUACCGGAGGCGAGGUCUCUUGACGGCGACGCCAGUUCCGGUGCACAUCGACCCGCAGCUGGACGGUUUGAACCGGAGCCACAUGUUGCGACUGAGCUCGGCCAUCUCUCGUCUCUUUCCUUUGCGUCGCUCGAGUCCGUUUGCGUCGCUCGAGCCGCGAGCCCGAAGAUGAAUUUGGACCAGAAACUGAUCGCGCCCGACUCCUGCCUGAUCAAGUACCGCGCGCCGAUUCGCAUUUCCGACAAGAGCGCCGGACCCGCGCCGGCUACGGCCACAGCCUCGCCGACGGCGGCGACGGCGUCGACGUCGUCAUCGUUUCUCGCCUCGCCCUCCGACGAGCCUCGACAGACCGGGCCCGACAAGCGCCAGGCAUGGCAGACGAAGCGAUCAGCCUCGCUCUCGGACGCCCAGCGCCAGGCCAAGGAGCAAGUGUUGCCGUUGGCGGCCAAAGCGGCGCUGUUGGAUGGCGCCGCCAGCGUGAGGACCCUCGAGUCGACGGAGAACAUUCUGCAGAGCAUUCUGCCUCCGAAGCGAUUCUUCGUCGACGCGAUGCUCUACAUUCAAGAGGUCUCCUCCUGUCCCGCCUCGAGGAUCGACGUCGUCCAACUGACGCGCCAGUUGGAUCAUCAGUUGGAGUCCCGCGGCGCCAAGAUGACCGGCAUUUGCCCAAUCAGAAGAGAGCUCUUCACUCAGGUGAGCUGA